AUGGCAUUAAGUGACAAAAUAGCAGCCAAACAUGGUCAAAACUGGGCAAGAGAAGUAAAUCUGUUUGAUCCAAGCUCUUCCACACUCUACACUAUUGAAGAUAAUUCUCUGACGGAGGUUAUGGGUGAGCUGAUCGAUACCAGCGAGGAGAUCCUACAAAUCUGGAUUUAUAAAUGCCCACUCAGUGAGUGGCAAUUGACUAAACUGUUCUUGAACCAUCAAUUUGUCGUGUUUGAAACGCAGAGCUGGUGGUGGUCCAUCGAGAAAGAUGACAAGAGAAUUCUUAUUCAGAGAGGCAAAUACCUUUCCACGGUUCGAGAUUUUGUGAGUAGUGAGCCAAGAAAACAGUUCGUGACUCCAAUGAGUUAUGAUAAAGGACGUAAAACAUUAGAGGACCUGAUACAUUUUCUUUAUGAUACGGAUGAACUAAAUAUAAAGUAUGACUUGCUGGAGAAUAAUUGUAAGGAUUUUGCAAAAAGAAUAUUUGACGAAUUUGCUGCAAGAAAGUUCCAUGAUAAAAUAGGUGGAAGUGAGUGUGUAGUAAGUUAA
Molecule: messenger RNA, 549 nt
Organism: Porites evermanni
Lineage: Eukaryota; Metazoa; Cnidaria; Anthozoa; Scleractinia; Poritidae
Source: the annotation of a GenBank genome assembly